Molecule: messenger RNA, 1435 nt
Organism: Molossus molossus (Pallas's mastiff bat)
Lineage: Eukaryota; Metazoa; Chordata; Mammalia; Chiroptera; Molossidae
Gene: OPN3
Product: opsin 3
Exons: 4
Coding region: 1-1194 (397 amino acids)
Biological process (GO): G protein-coupled receptor signaling pathway
Cellular component (GO): membrane; photoreceptor outer segment
Molecular function (GO): G protein-coupled receptor activity
Source: RefSeq, a predicted model, not a curated record
AUGUUCUCGGGGAACCGCAGCGGCGGCCAGGGCUUCUGGGAGGGCGGCGCGUCUGCGGGCGCCGAGGGACCGGAGCCGGCGGGGCGGCUGAGCCCCGCACCGCUCUUCAGCCCGAGCACCUACGAGCGCCUGGCGCUGCUGCUCGGCUCCAUCGGGCUGCUGGGCGUGGGCAACAACCUGCUGGUGCUCGUCCUCUACUACAAGUUCCAGCAGCUCCGCACCCCCACCCACCUCUUCCUGGUCAACAUCAGCCUCAGCGACCUGCUGGUGUCCCUCUUCGGGGUCAACUUUACCUUCGUGUCCUGCCUGCGGAACGGCUGGGUCUGGGGCAGCGUGGGCUGCGUGUGGGACGGGUUUAGCAGCAGCCUGUUCGGGAUUGUUUCCAUGACCACCCUGACGGUGCUGGCCUAUGAACGUUAUAUCCGCGUGGUCCACGCCAGAGUGAUCAAUUUCUCCUGGGCCUGGAGGGCCAUUACCUACAUCUGGCUGUAUUCGCUGGCGUGGUCAGGAGCCCCUCUCCUGGGCUGGAACAGGUACAUCCUGGAUGUACACGGACUAGGCUGCACUGUGGACUGGAAAUCGAAGGACGCCAACGAUUCCUCCUUUGUGCUUUUCUUAUUUCUUGGCCGACUGGUGGUGCCCGUGGGCAUCAUGGCUCAUUGCUAUGGCCACAUUCUGUAUUCCAUUCGAAUGCUUCGUUGUGUUGAAGAUCUUCAGACAAUUCAAGUGAUCAAGAUUUUACGAUACGAAAAGAAAGUGGCCAAAAUGUGCUUUGUUAUGAUAUUCAGCUUUCUGAGUUUUUGGAUGCCCUAUAUUGUGAUCUGUUUCCUGGUGGUUCAUGGACACCUGGUCACUCCUACCAUGUCUGUUGUCUCCUAUCUUUUUGCUAAAUCAAGCACUGUAUAUAACCCACUCAUUUAUAUCUUCAUGAUCAGAAAGUUUCGAAGAUCCCUUUUGCAACUGCUGUGUUUCCGACUGCUGAGGUGUCAGAGGCCAGCCACAGACCUACCCACAGCGGGGAGCGAGCUGCAGAUCAGACCCAUUGUCAUGUCUCAGAAAGACGGUGACAGGCCAAAGAAAAGAGUGACUUUUAACUCUUCUUCCAUCAUUUUUAUCAUCACCAGCGAUGAAUCACUAUCAGUUGAUGACAGUGACAAACCUAAGGCUGAUGUGAUCCAAGUACGACCUUUAUGAGAAUAGAUGUGAACGGUAAGGCAAGAUGGGAACGUCAAUGGAACCCUACUUUGAGACUCCUAUUGUGAGGACUGUUUUGGGAUCCCCAUUCUCUGUAAUAUCAACCAAACUUUUGUGGCCUGGAAGAAAAUUUGAAUUGCUCAUAUGCUCUCUGGCCUCUGGGGGCAAUCAAACUGGACCAUUUCUUUUCAUUCAAUGGGUCCUUUACAUAGUGAGAAACCAUGUGGGUACACGAUAGGCA